This is a messenger RNA of Cyanistes caeruleus (blue tit), 3331 nucleotides long. NCBI's taxonomy places the organism in Eukaryota, Metazoa, Chordata, Aves, Passeriformes, Paridae. The record is from RefSeq and is a predicted model, not a curated record.
CUCAUUCUUAAAGGAUGCUUCAAUAAAAAAGAAAAUUAGAAAGCCCACCUGGCAUUUGCUGUGGUCACAUAGAGGGACCAACAUGUCAUUGAGUCAAACAAGACCUUGAACAUCACAGCUGGUGGAACUUCAUAUUUUUUAUGUCCCAGCAGAAGUAUGGAACUUCAAGCUGAAUACAGUUCCUGUAGCUCUUACUAGCAAAUUUGUCUCAGCUGGAUUUAUAAGGGUGUCUCCUCACAUCACAUUAAGAUUGCUGCGGGAGAGGCUUGGAGAGUACCUGGGUGGAGUGACAAAUGCAGAUAAAUUCAGAUUUUUAAAAUGCAUUGGGAAAAAACUAGCAGUGGUGAAAGCAAAGCAGGAAACAGAACUGGAACUGAAGUCAUUUGCUCCUCCUUAUGCACUUUAUCCUGAAUUAUAUUUAUUACCUGGAGUGGAAUAUUUUGAAGAUGUUUAUUCAUUACCAUCAUCAACUCAACAAAAACAUCACGUUAUUGAAGAAGCUAAUAGGUUUGGUCAUGGAUCAAGAUUAUCCAGCCUUUCCCAGCAGAAAUCUGAAAAAAGCAAACCAUUUUCAGAAAGUAUACAAAGCAGACAUCAGGUAGAAAAUCUAGAAGUGCGCUGUCCUGUGGAAUGGGGUGAAAAAGAAUCUCUUCCAGUUUCACACACAAAUAAUAAGCAAGACAAUAACAGCAGGAUUCCAGAAACACAAUUUGGAGAAAAAGAUUGAAGUGGAUUUGAUGGAUCUCUCUUCAUGCCAAGUCAUUCAAAUCCUGCAGAUCAGGAGACUGGAAAGUGUGACCUGGUAUUCCAGACCUCUGAUCUCAGCCAAGAUCAAGAAGACUGCAAUGCUCCAAAGUGGAAUGGCAAAGCCAAAGGAACUGCUCUUUCUCAUGUAAACCCCAGUGACAAACAAAGCCAGGAACUAGGAAACAUGGAAAAUAAUGAACACCAAAAAGAUACCAAAUUAAGAAGAGACCAGGACCAGGAUGCUGAAAUUCUUAAAAUAAUGGAAGACCAAACUACAGAUUACGUCCACAAAAAACAAAGCUUGCAGCAAAACAGAACUAAGAAGACUAGAGCUGGUCUUGGUGAAAAACUGGAUAAUCAGGCAAAUGAAGACAAGCAAAAUCAUCUUUCUUGUCCAAAAGGGUGUAUUUCACCUCCUAGUCCACCAUUUUUGGCACUUACUGUAAAUCCAGCUCAAAUUCCUGCAGUUCCAGCAGCAAAAAACAAGAUGAACAAGACGGUAGAAGAAUUGCACAUGGGAAAAACUAGAGAAGAACUGAUCAAAAAAGCUAAAGGGCUGCUGGAACAAAAUAAGCUGAGGAGAUACCAUGUUCGUGAGGAAUGGAAGAAAAAGUACUUUCAAGCUAAGAAAGCUACAGUUUCACUGGAGGACACUUCAAAAAAACUGCAACAAGAUUUAGAGCUUUACCACCAGAAAUUGCUCUUGCAAUUGGAAGCUAGAGAUAGCAAAAAACGACCAAACAAUACAAAUAAAUCACAGAAUUACACAAUCAUCUGGAUUGCUACAGUGCAGCAUGAACUCGAUCAACUGAGAAGGAAGCUAGAUGAUACAAAAAUGAGACUCCUAAUAGGAAUUAAGAUGAGAAAGCAGGCAGCAUCUGAUUUACGAGCACUGAGAGCGGAACUGACACAGAAGAAGAUUCAUUCAGCUUUAAUUCUCCAGUCCAGAAAAUCAAGAAUUUAAAUAGAUGACAUGACUAACCUCUGUGAAGUUGACAGCAGCUCUCUAGUGUAUGUAGAAGAGAAUUCCAGAGCAUUUGUUUGUAUGUUCCUGAAGUUAUUUUGUAAAAAGGCAAUAACUAUUUAAAUGUUGUGGAAUUUGUAUACUAGGCUACUGAGGUAAUGCAGCUUACUUCUUUUUAAAUCUCACUGUAAGAUUAGUCAGCUACUUAAACAUACAGUUUAAGCUAGUAACAUGUCUAAAACUAAUUGUGUAACAUCCUAAUGGUAUGCUGAAGUUCUUUGAUGAACUAUAUAGCUACUAAGAAAUAAACCUAAAGUCUGUAACCUCCUGUUCUUAUUUUCAGGCUUACAUAUCCCAUUUUUUAGAAAUUAUUAAAAUAUGGUUUCUGUAGAGGUACAACAGUAAUCCUUUAUUUGGCUAUUUACUGGAGUAUGUUUUUGCCAUUAUAAAUAUGCCUAUCUAUAAAUUACCAAUGUAUCAUUACUAUAUGAUUAUGAAGCAUAAACAAAAUACCUUUAUUCCAUAUCUAGCUGGUUUUGCUCCCUCUCUUAUUAGGAAAGGCACAAGGACAUUAACUGUCUUCUGUAGUCUGAAAGCUUGCCUGAAAGCUUUCUCUUGGACCAGUAUAAUGAUGAUCCUGUUCAAAUUUAAACUCUUGCAUAUUCUGCAUUUCCUUAAUUCUAAGGACAUGCAAGUCCUGAGAUAAACAAUUCUCUGAAAGAGGCAUCAGAAACCUCUCCAUAGGAAUUCUUUUCUAGCUCUGCUGUUUGCCUCUUUCCAAACCAGAUGUUAUUAUAUUAAGCAGAAGAAUAACAUGCUAGGAAUUAAUCUCAGCUAAAAAGCUGUCAAGGCUGUAUUUAUUAUUGGAAGUGAAACACUCAUGAGAAAUAAGUUAUAUGAUAAGAAAAUUAUGCAGCUCUCAAAAGAACUAACUUGGCAAUGUCUUGAGUCAAACCACCCAUUAUCCAAUUUAUUUUCUUAAAUAUAUGACUUAACAAAGAUUUUAGUGCUAAAGGAUUAAAUAAAUUAUUAAAACUACACCCACUUUUGCUUAAUUCAGGGUUGAAGCUCACAUUCUCUAUUUAAGAAUUGUGUCUUAUUUAAGAUACGAGAGCAGGCUACUAGCUACUGGAAAAUCAGAACCUAAAUUUAAAAUAUAGUAUUAUCAAUUCAUGAUUCUUGACAGCUACAGGAGAGUUUUAUUAUUAAGUCAUCUGGCCCUCAGAAUUUUGUAGGUCAGAUAUUCAUACCAGAAGACUCUCAAUUCAGCAAUAUCCAUCUCACAGUAUUUAAGCAUUUAAGUAGUAAUAGACAUUCUGUAGUACAUUUAUGUGUGUAGAGAUAAAUAUAUAUAAUAUAUAAAAUGUAGCAGUUUCUCUUAAGACUUACAGAGUGGUGUUGUAAUGAAAAGCCUCCUGAUUCAUUAAGGGAAUUUUUUAGUUUCUGCACGAGCAGUAGGCUUCACCUUCUGCUUUCCAACACCUAUAUCACAAUAUCAAACAGACAAUUCAGAUGAAAUCUUCCAGUCUUUUCCUCAGUAGCCAUUAUGGUAAUGCUGCCCUACUGUGGUAACUCUUUAGCAAGCAAAAAAACCCAAACAAACAACCCAAACCAAACCAA